AUCGCGUUCCGGGAGAACAGCUGAGGACUCUUCGCUUCAAUGUAUCCGACGCGCAUAUGAAGAGGAUCCAAAAAUGACUGCCGGCUGGUAAUGCCAAGUCGUUGAUGUUGCUCUUCAUAUACACCGUUCAGCCGGGUAAUGUGGAGGUGGGGCGUGUUCGCGCGGAGCAUCGCGAUGAACUCUCUAGACCUGUGAGGCCAUUGGGCAUGAUUGACAACAGAAGCCAUAGCAAUGACGGCCGGCGACACGGCGUUGAAGUGACAGAACCUCCUGUCGUGGCUAGUGAAAGAAGUAGGGAGGAACUUGAGCUGAGUGUUAUCAUGUCACAGAUCUCUAAGCACAGAAUUACUCUAACAGGUAAGACAAACGCGCAGGUGAUUGUGGGUGCCCACAGUGACAGUAUAAUGUCUUCCCAGCAGAAUACCACAGAUGUACCCGUAGAGAACUACGACCUAGUCAAUGAAAUGAUUGUGGGCGCCGAAAGUAAAGCUGUCCGACCUUGCUGUACCGCAAGCACUUCACACUCAGCCUACGUCUCCAUCCGCCAUGUUCGCGUCUACCCCCCCUACAACCUCUCAGGGUACUCCAUCGGUCCCCAACACUUGUCCGCAUCGACUCUAGUAAGCACGACAUCCGACCACUCCGUUCGCAGCCACCAUGCACCCAUCUCAUCUUCGUUCUAAGCGUACCUCUUUGUCUCCUCAUGGUCUACACCAUACGUAAAGGCGGCAAUCUGACAUACAGCAUGUUUCAACGCCACUAGAUAUUCUGAGCCGUUGACGAAAGUGUGGCCUUCAAAGUGCUUCGAAGGAUUAUCAAGAGCCACACCGCUGUAGCCGACACCGCCUCAGUGCUAGGGAAGAGCAACGAGUGAGAGAGAUGGCAUGUAGU
Messenger RNA from Alternaria alternata, 891 nucleotides. RefSeq lists its product as hypothetical. The coding region runs from base 105 to 683 and encodes 192 amino acids. Lineage: Eukaryota; Fungi; Ascomycota; Dothideomycetes; Pleosporales; Pleosporaceae. The transcript has 3 exons. The record is from RefSeq and is a predicted model, not a curated record.